Messenger RNA from Suillus clintonianus, 1239 nucleotides. RefSeq names its product kinase-like domain-containing protein. Gene Ontology annotation, molecular function: protein kinase activity; ATP binding. Bases 1 to 1062 code for a protein of 353 amino acids. The transcript is spliced from 8 exons. Gene Ontology annotation, biological process: protein phosphorylation. Lineage: Eukaryota; Fungi; Basidiomycota; Agaricomycetes; Boletales; Suillaceae. The record is from RefSeq and is a predicted model, not a curated record.
AUGCAGAGGCAACACUACGACUCAGAACUUCAGUCAUUGCCUCAGGACAUCCUCAGCUCACGGCUACCUGAGUUACCCCCCUACCCCCGCAAACUGCUUCUCUCUUCUUCCCAUACGGACACAGUUCUCCCCGCCCGUAUCCAUGAGUCUGGUGAUCCAGACCCUGAGGUAAUGCUCCAAAACCUCACGGGAUGCGUCACCAAGGACGAAGACUAUCCUGCUGCUCGUGGCGGGUUCGGAGAGAUAUGGAAAUGUACCUAUUCCAUAGAUAGGAGACUAAUCAAAGUUGCAGUGAAAGCAUUCCAGGUGUACGCUACUGAUCACCUUGGUCCAGCGAAGACGAAAAAGAAUAAAAGGAUAAAGCGUGAGCUUAGAAUAUGCGCCAACCUCAACCACAAAAAUAUUCUGCCCGUUUAUGGUUAUACAUAUGGGUUCGGCCCAUUUAUAGCGCUGGUUAGUCCUUGGGCAGAGAAUGGAAACCUGGCGGUUUAUUUGGAGCGUGUGGGUGCGGAUCUUACUGUCCUUAGACGAUUCCAGAUCCUCAGGGAUAUCAUAGCUGGUCUCCAAUAUCUUCACACCAACAGUGUCAUCCAUGGUGACUUCAAUGGGCCUAAUGUGCUCAUCCAUGGUGAUGGUACUGCGUGUGUUGCUGACUUCGGUCUCUCCUUGAUGUAUUCAGAGGUUAUAAGCGCCUCCCAGGCCUCCUGGACGUCCACACUCAAAGGAAAUGUACGAUGGAUGGCUCCUGAGCUGCUUGUAGAUCGGGAGGAUGGAUCGCAAGUGCGGCCAAGCGAGCAGAGCGACAUGUAUUCAUUCGGCGGUAUCAUGUUGCAGGUCCUCACAAACAAAAGUCCAUAUUAUCACCUCUCGAAUGAUGCCGCCAUCGUCUUAUGCAUAGCCAAGUCACAAACACCUUCCCGAUCUCGCUAUCCUCCGCUCCCUGAAAAAUACUGGGAGUUUAUCGAGCAAUGUUGGUCUACUGAUCCACGGGGCCGUCCAUCGACGAAGGCAGCUGGCAGAGUGAUCAAGGAUGAAUAUUAUGCGCUGUCCAGAUCUCCUUGAUUCUUGGACUGUCUUGCACACAAUCACCUGUUUACGGUACAAUUAAAUAGACAGCAGUAAGCCGCACCAGAAACCACGUCAAAGGGUGGAAAUCUCUCGCCGCGCUUACGAGCCACAGUGAAAGUGCCACGGCACAUUGUGUAACGUCGAUACUGAGCCAUUUUUAUUGUCCAUCCG